Molecule: messenger RNA, 1349 nt
Organism: Nematolebias whitei (Rio pearlfish)
Lineage: Eukaryota; Metazoa; Chordata; Actinopteri; Cyprinodontiformes; Rivulidae
Gene: prss35
Product: serine protease 35
Exons: 2
Coding region: 59-1333 (424 amino acids)
Biological process (GO): proteolysis
Molecular function (GO): serine-type endopeptidase activity
Source: RefSeq, a predicted model, not a curated record
CCGAGGAUUUGGAGGAAUCCAUCAGUUGGAUGCGAGCAGAGCCAGGCCCCACUCAACAAUGGGCCCCAUACCACUUUACAUCCUGCUUCAAGUGACGGUGCUGACUGUGGGGGUGUCUGUAGCAGCAGAGGAGAACUCCCUCAACGACCAGUACACCUGGCCACAAUGGAGGGUGCCACUGGUGAGGAGGAAGCGCACUGUGCCCCUCAGCAGCCCAAACUUCUCAGCUCACCCUGAACUGGAGCUAAGUGGGACCUGCGGGAUCGAGUGUCAGCGUCGCCUUCCUUCCCCUUCCAUGGAUGACUUGGAGCAGUUUCUCUCCUACGAGACAGUCUUCGAGAAUGGCACACGCACGUACACCUCAGUUUCUGUGCAUGGCCUCAAUGAGGUGACCGUCUGGUCCAAAAACGCCUCGUCUCGCUCCCGCCACAAACGAGAGGUGUACGGCACAGACACUCGCUUCACUAUUGCUGAUAAACAGUUCUCUACCAAAUAUCCGUUCUCCACCUCGGUGAAGAUCUCCACGGGAUGUUCUGGUGUUCUGGUUUCACCUAAGCAUGUGCUGACAGCCGCACAUUGCAUCCACGAUGGGAAGAACUACCUGGACGGAGUUCAGAAGCUACGUGUCGGCAUUCUGAAGGAGAAGAGCAGACGAGCAAAGGGAGGCAAAGGUAGAGGAGGGAAAGAAAAGGGCAAAAGAAAGAAAGAUGACCGAGCUAACGAGGAAGCACGGGAACCAGAGGAAGAUGGCGGGGGAAAGAAUCGUAAAGGAACGGGAAAAAACAGGAAGAGCCGGAGUCGUCGAAGUGUGGAAUCGAGGAAACCUUCCUUUAAGUGGACCAGAGUCAAACAGACCCAGGUUCCGAAGGGCUGGUUCAAGGGUGUCUCAGAAGGACUUGCUGCAGAUUAUGACUACGCUGUUCUCGAACUGAAGAAAGCCCCAAAAGUUAAGUACAUGGAUCUGGGCGUUAUCCCUUCAGUGAAGAAGCUCCCUGCCGGAAGGAUUCACUUCUCCAGCUUUGACGAUGACCGACCCGGUAACCUGGUGUACCGGUUCUGCUCCGUGUCGGAGGAAUCCAAUGACUUGUUGUAUCAGCACUGCGAUGCCAAGCCCGGCUCCAGUGGCUCCGGGGUUUACAUCCGUCUCAAAGAGCCAGGCAAGAAGAAGUGGAAGAGGAAGAUUAUUGGGGUUUUCUCGGGUCACCAGUGGGUGGACAUUAAUGGGAAUGGGAUGCAGCAGGAUUACAAUGUGGCUGUCAGGAUAACACCCCUCAAAUAUGCUCAGAUCUGCUACUGGGUCCACGGGGACUCGAGUAAGUGUCAGGUAGCCUGAGACGACACAAGAACUC